Molecule: messenger RNA, 987 nt
Organism: Homarus americanus (American lobster)
Lineage: Eukaryota; Metazoa; Arthropoda; Malacostraca; Decapoda; Nephropidae
Product: serine/arginine repetitive matrix protein 1-like
Exons: 2
Coding region: 1-987 (328 amino acids)
Source: RefSeq, a predicted model, not a curated record
AUGCGCCAUGCCGCCACCGCACCGCCUCGCACGCGCCACCACCUGCCUCUCGCCACCACGCCGCCGCCGCCUCGCCGCACCCUCGCCGCCAUGCACCACUCCCUCCAUGCCACCGCCACUGCCUCUCGCUCCGCCGCCUCCUCGCUCCUGCACGCCGCCACCUCCUCUCUUUCUCUGCCGCACCCUCCCUCGCUCUCCGCACGCUUUUCCUCAUCUCUUUGCAUAUCUCCGCUCUCCGCACCGCACCUCAAUAUGCCGCCUCCGCCGCUCCGCACCACGCCGCGUCGCCGCCGCGCACCACCGCCACCACGCCACUCCGCUCCGCACGCCGCCAACCACUCCGCCAUAUCCGCCGCGCCGCCAUCGCCGCGCGCCUGCACGCCGCCACGCCGCACCUCACUCGCCGCCGCACCACCGCCGCAUCGCCGCGCCGCACGCGCCCGCCGCCAUCGCCGCACCGCCUCGCCGCCACGCGCACGCGCCGCCGCGCCCGCCGCGCCGCCGCAGAUGCUCCGCCUCUCAUCUCCUUUCUCUCCCGCGCGUCGCAAUAUGCGCCGCCAUAAAUAUGCCGCCGCGCCGCGCGCCGCCAUGCGCCGCCGUAUCGCGCCGCGCGCCUGCGCGCCAUCUCCGCCGCCGCCGCCGCGCCUCAAUAUCACGCCCGUCGCCGCGCAUCGCGCCGCCGCACUCGCCGCGCGCGCCAUCGCGCGCCGCGCCGCCGUCUCCGCCAUCGCGCGCCGCGCCUGCGCCGCCGCGCGCCGCGCCGCCGCCGCCGCCGCAUACGCCAUGCGCUCUGCGCGCUCCGCCGCAUGUCACCGCCGCCGCCUCGCCAUCGCCGCCGCGCUCAUCAUCCGCACGCCAUAUACGCGCACGCCGCCGCGCACGCUCCUCAUCGCCGCCUCGCUGCCGCGCCGCACCGCAUCGCUCCGGCACCGCACGCACCGCACGCCUCGCACGUCUCGCCGCCGCUCUGCGCCGCGCAUCGGAUGA